CCAUGCUAGCAGCUUUAGUGGAGCAGCUGAAGAAGACUGGACUCCAAGCUGCUCCUGCUGACCACUGCUAUGCUGGACCUGAAGAUGUGGCCUGUGAUUCCUGCACUGGGAGAAAACUGAAAGCCAUCAAGUCAUGUUUAUUCUGUCUGGCCUCUUUCUGUGAAGAAACACCUUCAGCCUCAUUUGAUUCAGCUGCAUUCAAGAAACACAAGCUGGUGGAGCCGUCCAAGAACCUCCAGGAGAACAUCUGCUCUAAGCAUGAUGAGGUGAUGAAGAUCUUCUGCCGCACAGAUCAGAAGUGUAUCUGCUAUCUCUGCACUAUGGAUGAACAUAAAGGCCAUGAAACAGUGUCAGCUGCAGCAGAAAGGACUGAGAGGCAGAGAGAGCUGGAGGAGAGACGAGGAAACAUCCAGCAGAGAAUCCAGGACCAGGAGAAAGAUGUGAAGCUGCUUCAACAGGAGGUGGAGGCCAUCAAUCGCUCUGCUGAUAAAACAGUGGAGGACAGUGAGAAGAUCUUCACCCAGCUGAUCCGUCUCCUCCAGAAAAGAAGCUCUGAGGUGAAGCAGCAGAUCAGAUCCCAGCAGGAAACUGAAGUGAGUCGAGUCAAAGAUGUUCAGGAGAAGCUGGAGCAGGAGAUCACUGAGCUGAAGAGGAAAGACGCUGAGCUGGAGCAG
Molecule: messenger RNA, 674 nt
Organism: Xiphophorus maculatus (southern platyfish)
Lineage: Eukaryota; Metazoa; Chordata; Actinopteri; Cyprinodontiformes; Poeciliidae
Product: tripartite motif-containing protein 29-like
Molecular function (GO): zinc ion binding
Source: RefSeq, a predicted model, not a curated record